Dioscorea cayenensis subsp. rotundata (Guinea yam) is the source of this 1566-nucleotide messenger RNA. RefSeq lists its product as uncharacterized. Lineage: Eukaryota; Viridiplantae; Streptophyta; Magnoliopsida; Dioscoreales; Dioscoreaceae. The transcript has 2 exons. The record is from RefSeq and is a predicted model, not a curated record. The coding region runs from base 224 to 1417 and encodes 397 amino acids.
UCUCAGAUGCUUCUUCUCCAAGGAACCCCAUCGUCUCCUUUCCAAACCCUAACCCUAGCUUCAUGGCGAUCACUUGCUUGAUCCCUUUGCAAACCCGGACUUCAUUCACGUCACGUCGUUGAUCUCACCGCAACUCUGCUCUUCAAGGUCACACGGCGAUCAGAGAAGUUGAUCCAUCUAGGGUUCUGGGGGGAGUGUUGAGGUGAACUGAAGCAUUGAAUCCAUGGAGGCUAGAAGUCAAGAGAUGAGGAAAAUGGAAGAGAGCUUGAAGAAUCAGCUUAAGGAGCAUGCUGAUCAGUUAGAUCGAGCUAUUCAAGAGUUCCGGGAGCAACAAUCCAAGGAUAUGGAGGAGGUGAGAACUAUGCUUGUUAAACUAGCUUGUUUGAUUAGUUCUCAAUCCUCUAGUAGCUGUAUUUCAUGCCUGGAAUCUGGAAAAGAGUGUGGAUUUACUAGUGCAAUUCAACCUAAAUUUGCUAUGUUGGAAUUUCCUAAGUUUCAUGGUGAAGGAUUAAAUGAAUGGUUAUGUAAGUGCAAACAGUACUUUGAUUUUGAUGAAACUUCAGAUGAUAUUAAGGUGAGAAUGGCUUCAUUACAUCUUGAAGGUAGGGCACUAGUAUGGCAUCAGAAUUAUAUGAGAUACAAGGGAAAUCAGGGAGUGUUACAAUGGGAGGAAUAUAUACAUGCACUGAGUAUUAGGUUUGGGGAAGCAUUAUAUUUAGACCCUAUUGCUGAAUUAAAGCAGCUCGAGCAGGUGGGAACACUAGAAACUUACUUAGAUAAGUUUGAUGAAAUCUUAAAUAGGUUGGAUUUGUGUGAAGAUUAUGCAGUUAGUUUAUUCCUAAGUGGACUUAAGGAGGAAAUACGGUAUCCAGUUAGAGUGUUCUCACCUAGUAAUCUUGUAGAGGCUGUGAGAUUGGCCAAGUUGCAGGAAUUAAUUGUUGAAAAGUUGCAUAAGGAAGAUGAAAAUUACACUGAAGACAAUCAGGAGAAUACACCCAUGAUCCCUUUGAAUGGAUUAGCUGGAGUGCCUUCAUUAUGUAAUUACAGAACCAUGAGAGUUAAUGGUAGCAUCAAGGGGCAGAAGGUGCAUAUUUUAAUCAGCUCUGGAAGCACACGCAAUUUGAUUGAUGCAAAUACAGUGAAUAGUCUGGGGUGUACUGUAGCUUCCAUUUCUCCUGUGACUGUUGUAGUAGCAGAUGGGAGCAAAAUUCAGUGUGAAAAAACUUGUGUAGAUUUGAAAUGGAAGAUGCAGGGACAGGAAUUCCAAGAUGAUGUGUUAGUUAUGCCUCUGAAUGGCUGUCAGAUGGUUUUGGGCAUACAGUGGUUGAUAUUGUUGGGGCCAAUCAUAUGGAAUUUUAAACAGCUGAGUAUGGAAUUCACAGUGGGCAACAAGAAGGUAGUUCUGAGAGGUGCUUAGUAAUGACUAAGGAAAGAGUGACUACACAGGAGGAACUUGGAUUGCCAGUUCCAACAUUUUGUAAAACUCAACAAUAUGGUUGUUAAACCAUAUAUUUUGUAUUUCUGAAGAUGUUAGUAAUCAAGACUUAUAUUUCCUUUAUUUUGGCA